CUAAAUCUCGUCUCUCGUCAUGGCGGACGACUGGUUCGCGCGGGACAAGGCGCAGCACCUGCUGGUGUGCAUGGCGAUCGUCCUCGCGCUCGGCUCCGCGCUCGCAUUCAGCUCCAGGUUUAGGGCGUGGCGGAUCCGGAUCGCGUGCGUGGCGUCGCUGGCGGCGGGCGCAGCGAAGGAGGCGCUGGACGAGCUCCACGUCUGGAAUUCAUCGGGGGCGUCGGCCAAGGACGCCGUGGCAGACAUUGUGGGCGCUCUUGUCGGCGCCGCGGCGCUGUGGGCGUGGCCGAGGAUUUGGGAGGCCUUGUCUAGAUCCAAAACAAAAGAAGAACAAGCCACCGGAGAUCACGCGGUGUGA
Molecule: messenger RNA, 358 nt
Organism: Selaginella moellendorffii
Lineage: Eukaryota; Viridiplantae; Streptophyta; Lycopodiopsida; Selaginellales; Selaginellaceae
Exons: 1
Coding region: 20-358 (112 amino acids)
Source: RefSeq, a predicted model, not a curated record